UGUGUGUGUGUGUGUGUGUGUGUGUGUGUGUGUGUGUGUGUGUGUGUGUGUGUGUGUGUGUGUGUGUGUGUGUGUGCCGAUCAGCUCCUUCUCAUGGAGCACUUUACCGGGACAUGAACACACACCCAUCACCCAUCUCUCACUCCAGUUUAGCGCUCAUUUACUUUCCUUCCAUCGUUUGGGAUUAUUAGAUUUAUCCACGCGGACAGUGCGCUUGAGCUCAGAUAAGCAUGAGCAACAUCUACGAGUCAGCAGCCACCACACUGGGCCUCUUCAACAGUCCAUGUCUGACCAAAGUGGAGCUGCGUGUGGCCUGUAAAGGAAUCUCAGACAGAGAUGCCCUGUCAAAACCCGACCCCUGUGUGGUGUUAAAGAUGCAGUCCCAUGGACAGUGGUUUGAGGUGGACCGGACCGAGGUGAUUCGCAGUAGUAUCAGCCCUGUGUUUUCUAAGGUCUUCACAGUAGACUACUACUUUGAAGAGGUGCAGAGACUGCGCUUUGAGCUCCAUGAUAUCAGCAGCAACCACAAUGGCCUCAAGGAAGCAGACUUCCUGGGAUCCCUGGAGUGCACACUUGGACAGAUUGUGUCUCAGAGAAAAAUCUCUAAAGCGUUACUGAAGCAGGGCAACACAUCGGGCAAGUCUUCGAUAACGAUAACAGCAGAGGAAUUAUCUGGGAAUGAUGAUUAUGUGGAGCUUGCCUUCAGUGCCAAAAAGCUCGAUGACAAGGAUUUUUUUAGCAAAUCGGAUCCAUUUCUAGAAAUCUUCAGGGUCAAUGACGACGGUACUGGAUCAAUCGUGCACAGAACUGAGACCAUCAUGAAUAAUCUAAAUCCAGUGUGGAAGUCGUUCAAAGUGUCACUGAACACUCUCUGCAGUGGAGAUCAUGAGCGAGAGCUGAAGUGUACAGUGUGGGACUGGGACUCAAAUGGAAAACAUGACUUUAUUGGUGAAUUCCAGACUACCUUUAAAGAUUUGAAGACAGCUAUGGAUGGAAAACAGAUUCAGUGGGAAUGUAUCAAUCCUAAGUAUCAAGUGAAGAAGAAGAAUUACAGAAACUCUGGUGUGGUGAUGCUGACUCAGUGUAAGAUAAUAAAGAUGCACUCAUUUCUGGAUUAUAUAAUGGGAGGAUGUCAGAUCCAGUUUACGGUGGCGAUUGAUUUUACUGCUUCGAACGGUGACCCACGUAACAGCUGUUCCCUUCAUUACAUCCACCCGUACCAGCCCAACGAGUACCUCAAGGCCCUGGUGGCUGUGGGUGAGAUCUGCCAGGACUAUGACAGUGAUAAAAUGUUCCCAGCCUUUGGCUUUGGAGCUCAGAUCCCUCCAGACUUCAAAGUGUCUCAUGACUUUGCUGUAAACUUUGAUGAGGACAACCCAGAGUGUGCUGGCAUUCAAGGUGUUGUAGAAGCUUAUCAGAACUGUCUGCCUAAGAUCCAGCUCUAUGGCCCCACUAACAUUGCACCAAUCAUCCAGAAAGUAGCCAACUCUGCUUCUGAGGAGAUGCACACGAAGGAGGCCAUGGAGUAUUUCAUUCUGCUGAUCCUGACAGAUGGAGUUAUAACAGACAUGGCUGACACACGGGAGGCAAUUGUACACGCCUCCCACCUUCCCAUGUCUGUUAUCAUUGUGGGAAUAGGCAACGCAGACUUCAGUGACAUGCAGAUGCUGGAUGGUGACGACGGCAUUCUGCGCUCACCCAAAGGAGAACCCGUCCUCAGAGACAUUGUCCAGUUUGUGCCCUUCUGUAACUUCAAACAUGCUUCACCUGCAGCUCUGGCUAAAAGCGUCCUGGCUGAGGUGCCCAAUCAGGUGGUGGACUACUACAACAGCAAAGGCAUCAAGCCCAAAUGUCUGUCUGACUUUGAGUCUUCCAGAGCCUUCAGUCCUUAAAGAGCACACUGCUCCUCCUCAUCAUCAUCAUCCUCAUCCUCCUCAUCAUCAUUAUCAGUAGUAUUAUUAGAGACUAGUACAAAAGUAUAAUAACUGUUGUAAUUGUAUCUCUAUAUUUCCCACAGUUCUAAGCUUGUAAGAUAGAUGGAGUAUAAUUCAAUACAUGCUCAUGACUUCUGCCUGUACAGAAUGUGUUUAUUAUAUAUAUAAGACAUCAUUCAUGUGAUUUCCUUAUUCCUCAUUUCUCUUCUUGAUGAUUCAGAUUAUUCAGUUUUAGAUGGCAGUAGUCCUGAGUUACUCUAGAGAACACAGGUGAGGAUUACCCAGGUUCCUCAAGUCAUCAGGAACCAAAGGGCUACACAGUCCCACUGAAGGUGAUGUUCUACUGUUAGAUGGUAGCCAGUGGUUUUGUUGGAACAGGAAGUCAGCACCAUCAGCAUUUCCUGUUAUUAUCUGAUCAUGACUUCAUUUUGUUUAGAAUUUCUUAUUGCAUGUGUUUAAUAAAGAAACUCUGUGUACAGAAUGUAGAGAUUAACACAAGAUAUCAAUAAAUAUUUACAUAAAGCUCUGAAGACAGAUGUUCUAGACAUGUUUACAGGCGUGCUGACAUUUUUUCAACAGUUUUUAAUCUGAAAGUGAGUAGCUGAGAAUGCAAUAGAUUACAGAUUUUCCUCUCUUCUGUGGUUGUGUGUGUACGUGUGUGUAGGAAUGUGGAUGUGUGUGUGUGUGUGUAUGUAGGGAUGUGUAUGGAUGUGUGUGUGUGUGUGUGUGUGUGUGUGUGUGUGUGUGUGUGUGUGUGUG
Tachysurus fulvidraco (yellow catfish) is the source of this 2693-nucleotide messenger RNA. It is a transcript of the gene cpne4b, whose product is annotated as copine IVb. NCBI's taxonomy places the organism in Eukaryota, Metazoa, Chordata, Actinopteri, Siluriformes, Bagridae. Gene Ontology annotation, molecular function: calcium-dependent phospholipid binding. The record is from RefSeq and is a predicted model, not a curated record. The coding region runs from base 231 to 1892 and encodes 553 amino acids. Gene Ontology annotation, biological process: cellular response to calcium ion. Gene Ontology annotation, cellular component: plasma membrane. The transcript is spliced from 16 exons.